GCAAGAACAUAGGAGUCAUGUGAUCCAUCACAUGACAGCAGGUCGACAGAAAGACAGAAUGAGACUCCAAGCCUGCCUCUUAGGGCUCUUUGCCCUCAUUGUUGCUGGCAAAUGCAGUUAUAGCCCUGAGCCCGACCAGCGGUGGACGCUGCCCCCAGGCUGGGUGUCCCUGGGCCGUUUGGACCCCGGGGAAGAGCUGAGUCUCACCUUUGCCCUGAGACAGCAGAACCUGGAGAAACUCUCAGAGCUGGUGCAGGCUGUGUCGGAUCCCAGCUCUCCUCGUUACGGAAAAUACCUGACCCUGGAGGAUGUGGCUGAGCUGGUCCGGCCAUCACCACUGACCCUCCACACAGUCCAAAAAUGGCUCUUGGCAGCUGGAGCCCGGAGCUGCCACUCAGUGAGGACACAAGAUUUUCUGACUUGCUGGCUGAGUGUCAGACAGGCGGAACUGCUGCUCUCUGGGGCUGAGUUUCAUCGCUAUAUGGGGGGACCUGCAAAGACCCAUGUCAUAAGGUCCCCACAUCCCUACAAGCUCCCACAGGCCUUGGCACCCCAUGUGGACUUUGUGGGGGGGCUGCACCGCUUUCCCCCAACAUCAUCCCUGAGGCAACGCCCUGAGCCACAGGUGACAGGGACUGUUGGCCUGCACCUGGGGGUGACCCCAUCCGUGAUUCGUGAGCGAUACAACCUGACAGCACGAGACGUAGGCUCUGGCACUACCAACAACAGCCAGGCUUGUGCCCAGUUCCUGGAGCAGUACUUCCAUGACUCAGACCUGGCCGAGUUCAUGCGCCUCUUUGGUGGGAACUUUGCACAUCAGGCAUCAGUAGCCCGUGUGGUUGGAAAACAGGGCCGAGGCCGGGCCGGAAUUGAGGCCAGUCUAGAUGUGGAGUACCUGAUGAGUGCUGGUGCCAACAUCUCCACCUGGGUCUAUAGUAGCCCUGGUCGGCAUGAGGCGCAGGAGCCCUUCCUACAGUGGCUCCUCCUGCUCAGUAAUGAGUCAGCCCUGCCACAUGUGCACACUGUGAGCUACGGAGAUGAUGAGGACUCCCUCAGCAGUGCCUACAUCCAGCGGGUCAACACCGAGCUCAUGAAGGCUGCUGCCCGGGGUCUCACUCUGCUCUUUGCCUCAGGUGACAGUGGGGCUGGGUGUUGGGCUGUCUCUGGAAGACACCAGUUCCGUCCCAGCUUCCCUGCCUCCAGCCCCUAUGUCACUACAGUAGGAGGAACAUCCUUCCAGAAUCCCUUCCGCGUCACAAAUGAGAUUGUUGACUAUAUCAGUGGUGGUGGCUUCAGCAAUGUGUUUCCACGGCCUUCAUAUCAGGAGGAAGCUGUAGCCCAGUUUCUUAGCUCCAGCCCCCAUCUGCCACCAUCUAGCUACUUCAAUGCCAGUGGCCGUGCCUACCCAGAUGUGGCUGCACUCUCUGAUGGCUACUGGGUGGUCAGCAACAGCGUGCCCAUUCCAUGGGUGUCUGGCACCUCGGCCUCCACUCCAGUGUUUGGGGGACUCCUAUCCCUGGUAAAUGAGCACAGAAUCCUCAAUGGUCGCCCCCCUCUUGGCUUUCUCAAUCCAAGGCUCUACCAGCAGCAUGGAGCAGGACUCUUUGAUGUGACCCAUGGCUGCCAUGAGUCCUGUCUGGAUGAAGAGGUGCAAGGUCAGGGGUUUUGCUCUGGCCCUGGCUGGGAUCCUGUGACAGGCUGGGGAACACCCAACUUCCCAGCUCUGCUGAAGGCACUACUCAACCCUUGACCUUCUCCUGCUAGGAGAGCUGACCUGUCCCCUGCUGUGCAGCCAGUAGCUUGGUCUCUUAUUUUGCCCUGUUGGGAGCCCCGUUGAACACACAACCAUUGACUGCUACAGACAGCUUACUUCCCUAACCCUGCAAUACUGUGAGCUGGACUUGACUCCCAACCCUACCCUGCUCCACAAUACUCAGGUCUUCACACUCCUGCCUCAAGUUCCCCUGCAAUAUGCAAUAACUGGCACUUUUGGGUGCCCAUACUCCCCAUCUCUUCUCUCUUCAUCCAGGCUUUUCCAAAGGGUUGUCUACACUAACUGUGUGCACUGUUUCACUUCAUGUUCACUCCUCAAUCCAUUGCAAUGAGAUCUCUGCUUUCAGCUUUUACUCUCCUCCCACGACACUGAGCUCACUGAGAAACAGUGACCUCCCUGCUGCUUCAUCCAGUGCACACUUCUCAAUCUUUGUUUUAGGGCUCUCUGUCAUAGUUGCCCACUCCCUCUCCUUCCUUAGCUUCCAGGACUUAACUUCUCUGACCACACCUGUCUUCCUCUUUCAUGGACUUCUCUUUGCUUACUCAUUGAAUGUUGGUGUUUGUCUUUGCUCCACCUUCAGUCUUUUGCUCUUCAUACUCUACCCUCUGUCACUUGGGACAAAUCAUUGGCAUCCAUAGCCAUCAUCAUCUCACUAAGUGAGACUCUCUGUCCAAUAGUGAUUGAUACUUCAAAUGCAAGAUGUGUAAUACUCAACACACUUCAUCUCCCUCCAUUCCAACCCCAAACCGUUCCAUCUCUUUUGUUUCCUCUUGGUGACUGGUACUAUGCUUCUUCCAACCAAGCCAGAAACCUAAGCGUCAUUCUAGACACUCAUUUCCUUCACCUCCACCACCACCACCUUCAAUCAACCAGUCCUACUGAUUUUACCUUUUAAUAUGUUUGCAUCAAUCGACAAGUCCUGCCAAUUGUAUUUCUUAAGUAUAUCUAGAGCUCACCUACUUCUCUCCAUCCCUGCUGCUACUACGCUAGCUUAGAGUCAUAUUCUCUGUCCUCGGUAACAUAGGAGGCCUUUGCAAAAACAGUGUCCUUGUCCGUCCCCAAAUUAUCUUCCAGAGUAAAAUGAAAAUCCCAUCAGAUCACUUACUUGAUAAAAACCCUCCAAAGAUUACUGGAUAAAAUUCAGACUUUUUAUCAAAGCCCACAAGACCCCGUCAGUUCCUUGAUAUUUGUGCCUGAGUAACAAAUUGUUUAUCCUUCCCCCUCAUCCCCACCUCCACCCCUACUUCCAUGCUCUCACCUUUGCUCAGGCUGUUCCUAGCACUUACUCCUUUGCCUGGUUUAUUUCCAGAAUUCUUUCAAGACUCAGCCCGAAGUUACCUUCUCUUGUGAAUAUUUUUGGUUCCCUGAGGCUCAAUUAGGUGAUUUUGGUAUGGCAGAAAAGUCUCAGAUUUUUUUUAAAUCAAACCUGUUUUAUUCUCGGUUCUGCUAUAUAUUAGUGCAAGGACUUGAGCAAGUACGUUUAUCUCCUUGAGCCUGUUUCCUCAUCUGUUAAGUGGAGAUAUCAAUACCUGCCUCUCAGAAACAUCAGGGAAUAAGUAAACAGAAUGAAGAAGAAAUGCCUGGCACACUGGAGUAGGCAGCAGUUGUUAGCUCUCUUCUUCCCUUGCACUGCACACCCUCUGCCUACCUCUAGCAUUGUAACUUCCACAUAGUAUUGAAAUUGCCAGUUCGUUUGCCUCAUUUUCCAAGACCAUUAGUGCCUAGAAGACUGGAAUUUUGUCCUACUCAACUUCGUGUCCCCAGGCCCAAGCUCAGGGGCUGGUAAAGAGGAAUUCAAUAAAUGUUUGCUGAACUGAGAA
This is a messenger RNA of Loxodonta africana (African savanna elephant), 3594 nucleotides long. It is a transcript of the gene TPP1, whose product is annotated as tripeptidyl peptidase 1. Gene Ontology annotation, biological process: proteolysis; central nervous system development. The record is from RefSeq and is a predicted model, not a curated record. Lineage: Eukaryota; Metazoa; Chordata; Mammalia; Proboscidea; Elephantidae. The transcript is spliced from 13 exons. The coding region runs from base 32 to 1750 and encodes 572 amino acids. Gene Ontology annotation, molecular function: serine-type endopeptidase activity; tripeptidyl-peptidase activity.